Chroicocephalus ridibundus (black-headed gull) is the source of this 1752-nucleotide messenger RNA. Its product is annotated as diacylglycerol O-acyltransferase 2-like. Bases 336 to 1421 code for a protein of 361 amino acids. The transcript has 8 exons. The record is from RefSeq and is a predicted model, not a curated record. Lineage: Eukaryota; Metazoa; Chordata; Aves; Charadriiformes; Laridae. Gene Ontology annotation, cellular component: endoplasmic reticulum membrane.
ACCCAAAGCCGGACGGUACCAUUCCCCAGGGGAAGGCAGCCACCACCGAGCCACCAUCGGUGCUGCCAGCAGUGCCUUUCAGAGGAGCGGUGGCUGCCCUUCUCGACGGCAGCUCCUCACCACUCGGCACGACUCCUCAUCCUCCCAAGGACCAUCAGCUCUUCUCCUUGCUCUGCAAGCCGGGGCCGGAGCGGGUCUGCUCCCCUCCGCAGCGGACAGUUUACCUUGGGUCAGCUGGUUAAAGCAGCUGGAUACACAAUCAAUUGCUCUCUGGUAUUUCCAAACUCGCCUCUUAACCUGCUGAACCGGGGUCUGGCGCGCAACUCCUUGCCACCAUGAAAACAAUUAUUGCAGCCUGUUCCCAAAAUCUUAGCGGUAGCCGCGCCAGCAUCCAGACCGCCCUGCGCACCCUGCUCGCAGCACGCUGGCCCUCGCAGCGGGACGUCCGCUCCUGGCUCCAGCUCCUCUCUGUCCUGCAGUGGGUGCUCAGCUUUCUGCUGCUGGGAACCGUCAGCCUGCUGAUCCUCAUCUACCUGGUGUUCACCAGCUUCUGGCCCAUCUCGGCGCUCUACCUGGCUUGGAUCAUCUUCGACUGGGACACGCCGGAGAAAGGUGGCAGGAGGCUGCCGUGCCUGCGGCGAUGGCCUGUGUGGAGGCACUUUCGGGAUUAUUUCCCCGUGAAGCUGGUGAAGACACACGACCUGUCCCCCAGCCACAACUACAUCAUCGGCUCCCACCCCCACGGCAUCCUCUGCGUCGGCGCCUUCUGCAACUUCAUCACGGGCUCGACGGGCUUCGGGGAGAUGUUCCCGGGCAUCCGGCCCUUCCUCACCACCCUGGCCGGCAACUUCCGCCUGCCCGUCUUCAGGGAGUACCUGAUGAGCGGGGGCCUGUGCCCGGUGACACGUCGUGCCAUCGGGUACCUGCUGUCCAAGAAUGGCACCGGCAACGCGGUGGCCAUCGUCAUCGGCGGCGCGGCCGAGUCGCUCUCCUGCCGUCCCGGCGUCACCACGCUCGUCCUGAAGAAACGCAAGGGCUUCGUCCGCAUGGCCCUGCAGCACGGGGCCUACCUCGUCCCCUCCUUCUCCUUUGGGGAGAAUGACCUUUUCCGCCAGGUGGUCUUUGAGGAGGGCAGCUGGAUGAGGAGCAUCCAGCAGCGCUUCCAGAAGAUGAUGGGCUUCGCUCCCUGCGUCUUCUAUGGCCGGGGUCUCACCUCCGUCCACUCCUGGGGCUUCCUCCCCUACGCCAGACCCAUCACCACUGUGGUGGGGGAGCCAGUGAUGGUGCCCAAGAUCGAGGACCCAAGCUCUGAGAUAGUGGACAUGUACCAUGAGAUGUACAUCCGCUCCCUGCUCAAGCUCUUCAACGAGAACAAGACCAAGUAUGGGCUGUCAGAGACGGACGAGCUGCACAUCCUCUGAGCACGGCCGGCGCCGGCGGCCAGAUCCUGACUCACAAGGGCAGCCGGCUCUUGCGGGUGGGGAUUUCAGCCGGCCCGGCAUGGGGGAAACACGGGGGACGGUCCCCGCUCCAGCCCUCUGCUCCUCCAGCUGAAAAACCUGAGCGGGAGGUGGGAGGAAAGGAAGAAGCAAGGGGAGAGGGAGAUUGGGAAAGGGUCCCCCUUGAAAGGGGUUCGAAGGGGCUGCAGGUGACACAGCUGGCCCCAAGGACACGGGGAUGAUGUGGGGGGGCCUGGCGUGAGGCUGGGGUCCAGCGAUGGGCACGGUCCCCCCAGGAUAACCAGGGCACCAU